UCAGCGUGUUGACGUCACGGGCCCGGUACCCGAGGAGGCCCGGGGGCGGCUGGCUGCGGGCGGUGGGCUGCGCGUUGCCUGCGGGGCUGGGUCCCCGGUCCCCGCCCCGCCAAGCCCCGCCCCUCCGCCUGCUAGGGCUUCCGUGGGCUCAACCACGGAACCGCUGUCCCCGGGCCAGCCUGGGGCCGCCGGCCCGAAACCACCCGAUGAGGGAUGGUGAAGCUGGAAAAGGGCUCCGCUAACCCUCCUCCAGGAUGAACCCUCCGCAGGAAGACAUGGAGAACGCCCUCACAGCGAGCCAGAGCUCUCACGCGUCCUUGCGCGACGUUCACUCCAUCAACCCUGCACACCUCAUGGCCAGGAUUGAGCCCUAUGAAGGAAGGGAGAAGAAAGGGAUAUCUGAUGUCCGGAGGACUUUCUGUUUGUUUGUCACCUUUGACCUCUUAUUUGUAACAUUACUGUGGAUAAUAGAGUUAAAUGUGAAUGGAGGCAUUGAGAACACCUUAGAGAAGGAGGUGGUGCGCUAUGACUACUACUCCUCUUAUUUUGAUAUAUUUUUGACGACAGCAGUGACCAGUGCCUUUUUACUUGCAAAAGUGAUCCUCUCAAAGCUUUUCUCUCAAGGGGCUUUCGGCUACGUGCUGCCCAUCAUUUCGUUCCUCCUUGCCUGGAUUGAGACGUGGUUCCUGGAUUUCAAAGUGUUACCUCAAGAGGCAGAAGAGGAAAACAGACUCCUGAUAGUUCAGGAUGCUUCAGAGAGGGCGGCACUCAUACCUGGAGGUCUUUCUGAUGGUCAGUUUUAUUCUCCUCCUGAAUCUGAAGCAGGAUCUGAAGAAGAAGCUGAAGAAAAGCAGGACACUGAAAAACCACUUUUGGAACUAUGAGUACUACUUUUGUUACAUGUGAAAACUCCAUCAUUGAAAGUCACUGGAGGAAGUAAAGGACCAGAGCUGGGGUCUUCCUGUUGCGGCUUGAAACGCUGUCCCCCCAUUGCUGCCUCCAGCGAACGGCUAAUAAAGAACUUAUUUAUUGUAAUACCUCAUAGACAUUACCAGACCCACGUAAGUUUAGGAGCUGGCCUGUGGCCGGCGACAUAAUGUGAUGAUCCGUGCGGUGUUCAGUGAGACCGAGUCUGAUCUGUUCAUGAGUAGUUGGAGCCGAGUCUUGUGGUGUAUUCCCGAUCAAAAGACUUCUUAAUAUAUUGGAAUAACACUUUUUUAGGCAGGAAAGUAUCUUUUUAUUUGAGUCACAGGUUGGAAUUGUGUUGUCUCAUGUCUCAGAUUUCUUUUGUAUUUCUUUUUGUAACAUCCUACAUUUGCCCUGUGUUUUUUAACUCACGCUUACGCGCUCUUUGUACAAUUUUAAAAAGUAAUAAAAUCCAACGUAUCAAAACGA
Molecule: messenger RNA, 1395 nt
Organism: Suricata suricatta (meerkat)
Lineage: Eukaryota; Metazoa; Chordata; Mammalia; Carnivora; Herpestidae
Gene: STARD3NL
Product: STARD3 N-terminal like
Exons: 8
Coding region: 255-884 (209 amino acids)
Source: RefSeq, a predicted model, not a curated record